AUGUUCCCUAUCCAAAUAUAUGCUGCCGCUUUUGAGAAAUUCAAAGAAAAGAAGGCAAUACUUCGCCAGCCAUUAAUUGAACUUUGCGAUACCCUUGCCUUAUUCCUUGCAUCUGAUGCAGAUUCCAGUGUCCGUGAGGCAUCAUUUCUUGCAAUUGGAGCACUAAUGAGGAUUGUCAGCGAGAGUGCGAUAAAUAAUUAUUGCGGUCAAGUUACCCAGGACAAAGGGAAAUUAGCUAAGGUUCGUGAAAACUGCGAGAACCUGAAAAAGGAAUACGGGCUGAACGCUUCUGCGGCGGUUCUGAAGCUGCACAACAAAACAAAACCUGCUGUAAGCACAUCACAAUCCGGUAGCAAGACAGCGAUUAAAGCAAUGGGCUCCAAAAAUCAGUCUGCAGUUGUAAAGAAAACACAGAGGAGUGCAGUGAGUACGAAACCAAAAACCCGCCUCGUGCAUUCUGGACGACAGACGCCAGAAGCUAGGAUGAUCCGUCCGUUGCGAUCAUCAGGUUCAGCGACGACAACGAAAAUGACACCAUUGUUACAUGCAAAUUCUGAUCAACAGACGAGGUUGAGGCAUGACAACAAUGCUCAUCGGCAAGAACACAGAAUUAUAGGAACGAAAGAUCUGAAUGAAAAUAAGGUUGAUCGUGAUGAAAAUCGCGCUUCAAAUGGUGGAAAUGAAUUGUUUUUUGACGCUGCAGAAGAAGUAGAAACGACGCGACAAGCUGCAGAUGAUGAUGCUACUGUUGCUGCCACUGCAGCAAAUGAAUUAUCUGUUUCAAAAAGCAAAGAAAGUUUCUCUCUCAAGGAAGGGCCAGAAAAUACCGCUGUGGAGGCGGAAAUUACGGCACCCUCAAUUGUUGCGGAAGAAAAAAACCCAAUUUCAACUGGUUCAGCCAUGUCGAUUCCUGACACCGGCACUCGAGCGCCCAGUCGCAUUCCACGACGCAUAUCACUGCUUCAUUUAUCUACCUUUCGACGUAAAUGA
This is a messenger RNA of Gongylonema pulchrum, 990 nucleotides long. Lineage: Eukaryota; Metazoa; Nematoda; Chromadorea; Rhabditida; Gongylonematidae. The record is from the annotation of a GenBank genome assembly.